Messenger RNA from Fimicolochytrium jonesii, 381 nucleotides. RefSeq lists its product as uncharacterized. The transcript is spliced from 2 exons. The record is from RefSeq and is a predicted model, not a curated record. The coding region runs from base 1 to 381 and encodes 126 amino acids. NCBI's taxonomy places the organism in Eukaryota, Fungi, Chytridiomycota, Chytridiomycetes, Spizellomycetales, Powellomycetaceae.
AUGGGCAAAACCGGUUACGUGUUUAUGCACGCCGGGUGCAGGGAUCUCGUGGAAAUCCACAAAGCGGACCAUUUCUGCUCCCUGCACAAAUUACUCCGAGAUUAUCGCCCUACACCAAGCAUGUUGCGAAACGAAAUGGUCACGUACAACCAUUCGGCAUAUCCGAUCAUCCUGCAACCUACAGCAUGGGAGGGGGGUGUGAUUGAUCUUGUAAAGCAGGAGGGUGAAGGGGUGAGGGAGAAGGAGGAGAUGCGGGUGUUGAGAGAGCAGGUGCGGAGUUUGCAGGAGAGGUUGGGGAGACAGGGGGAGGCGAGUGGGAGUGGGAGUGGGAGUGGGGAUGGACCGGCUGGACUGGCUGCUCAAUCGUCUUCGACGGCGUAA